GGCCGGCGACGGCGGCGCGGGCCGGGAUGGAGUGAGGGGCGCGCGGCGGACGCAGCGCAGGCAGCCGGCCCCCUCCCCCCUCUCUCUGGCCCGGGCCUAUGCGGCCCCCCAGAGACCAUGGGAUCCAGGAUCAAACAAAAUCCAGAAGCCACCUUUGAAGUGUAUGCAGAAGUAUCCUAUUCAGGAAUCAGUUGCAUUGGGAAAGAUCCUGAGGUGCGGAGGCAAUUCCCAGAGGACUACAGUGACCAGGAAGUUCUACAGACUUUGACCAAGUUUUGUUUCCCCUUCUAUGUGGACAGCCAUGCAGUUAACCAAGUGGGGCAGAACUUUACAUUUGUGCUUACAGACAUUGACAGCAAACAGAGGUUUGGAUUCUGUCGCUUAUCUUCUGGGGCCAAGAGCUGCUUCUGUAUCUUAAGUUACCUCCCAUGGUUUGAAGUCUUUUAUAAGCUGCUCAAUGUCUUGGCAGAUUAUUCAGCAAAAGGACAGGAUAGUCAAAGGAGUGAGCUUCUAGAAACACUUCAUAAACUUACCAUCCCUGAGCCAGGAACCUCUGUUCAUCUUGGAGUGCACUCUUACUUCACUGUCCCUGACAUGAGAGAGCUUCCUAGUAUCCCUGAAAAUAGAAAUCUGACAGAGUAUUUUGUGGCAGUUGAUGUCAACAACAUGCUGCACCUCUACGCCAGUAUGCUGUACGAGCGCCGCAUCCUCAUUUGCUGCAGUAAGCUGAGCACUUUAACUGCCUGCAUUCAUGGGUCUGCAGCUAUGCUCUACCCGAUGUUCUGGCAGCAUGUUUACAUUCCUGUCCUGCCCCCACAUCUAUUGGACUACUGCUGUGCCCCAAUGCCCUACCUCAUUGGAAUACAUUUAAGUUUGAUGGAGAAAGUAAGAAACAUGGCCCUGGAAGAUGUAGUGAUUCUUAAUGUAGACACCAACACACUGGAAACCCCUUUUGAUGACCUUCAGAGCCUUCCUAAUGAUGUGGUUUCUGCACUGAAGAACAGACUGAAGAAAGUUUCUACAACCACUGGAGAUGGUGUUGCAAGAGCAUUUCUAAAAGCACAAGCAUCUUUCUUUGGGAGCUACAGAAAUGCCCUGAAAAUUGAACCUGGUGAACCCAUCACUUUCUGUGAAGAAUCAUUUGUGUCCCAUCGUUCUGCUGUCAUGAGGCAGUUUCUUCAGAAUGCCAUUCAGCUCCAGCUCUUUAAGCAGUUCAUUGAUGGCCGUCUGGAUCUUCUUAACUCUGGUGAGGGCUUCAGUGAUGUUUUUGAAGAAGAGAUAAAUAUGGGAGAAUAUGCAGGUAGCGACAAAUUGUACCACCAGUGGCUCUCUACAGUACGGAAAGGAAGCGGAGCCAUUUUAAAUACAGUAAAAACCAAGGCUAAUCCUGCAAUGAAGACUGUCUAUAAGUUUGCAAAAGAUCAUGCAAAAAUGGGAAUAAAAGAAGUGAAAAACCGCUUGAAGCAAAAGGACAUUGCUGAGAAUGGGUGUUCUGCAGCACCGGAUGAGUCUCUGCCAAAGACAGCACCUUCUCCAUUGAGUGAAAAGAAGGACCCUAAAUUAAGAGAAGACAGGAGACCUAUCACAGUACAUUUUGGUCAGCAGCAAAGACUCCGUCCACCUCGGCCACCGCCUCCAAAGAUACAACGUUCAUCUAGGCCCGUUCGCCCACCAAGACCUCAUGUUGUUAAGAGACCCAGGAGCAAUAUUGCUGUGGAAGGACGAAGGACUUCAGUCUCCAGUCCAGAACACCUUGUAAAGCCCAUGCGACACUAUACAGUCUUCCUCUCUGAGGACUCUUCUGAUGAUGAAUUUCAGCAGGAAGAGGAUCCUGUCUCUGGCUUCUCUGAAAACUUUUUCUUCUCUGCUCCUUUUGAAUGGCCUCAGCCCUACCGGGCGCUGAAGGAGUCUGAUAGUGCUGACGGGGAGGAGGCAGGGAGUCCAGGGAAACCAAACGAGACUCUGCCUCCCAGCCCCCUGCUCUCAAGCAGAGACACAGAAAUCAACCUCCUUGAAGACAUUUUCCCCAGCUUAGAAGUUGAAACACAACCUCAGCCUCUCAGCCAAGCGAAGAGCCUCGAAGACCUGCGGACUCCCAAAGAAGAGGGAGAUCAGCUAUGCACGUUUGAUUACCAGAGAAUGGAUCUUGGUGCAUCCGAGAGGAACAGGAUUGUGCCAACCAUGAAGCUGUCUCACCCUUACAACAAGCUGUGGAGUAUGGGUCAUGAUGACAUGGCUAUUCCUACCAAAUAUUCCCAAAGCUCACCAGAAAGGCCCUUGACUGCACUUGGUAAUAUACCAGCCAUCACGAGGAGACACCAGAGCAGAGACAGCAUUCUGGCUCCUGCAGAAAAGGAUGAAUCAAAUCCUGCCAUUCAGGGGAAUAUCACCAUUCCUAGGCCACAGGGAAGAAAGACUCCUGAACUGGGGAUAGUGCCACCACCACCAGCACCCAGGGCUUCCAAGCAUCAGACUCCAGCUGUGCCAACAGAAAGUCUCACUACCCAUGCUACAGGACGUAACCAUUUGGUUUCAGAUCUUAUCCCACAGCCCUUUGGAGCUGGUAGCAUGUCCCUAGACCCUGAAACCCAGCAGUCUGUUAACUAUUCCUCGCAUCCAUCUCGGCUUUUGUCCAGUGCUCCCAGCACUGCUGAGAUGCUCCAGCCUGUCAAGGUGAAGACAGAUAAUGCAGGUAAUGAAAGUGACUACCUUCUUAAUCUCCUGGAUCCACUGAAAACAGCUGACUGGCAAACCAGUGUCCCACAGCAAGGUCUGCAGAGCUCAGCCACUCCACCUUCUGCAGCAGGAUUUGCCUCAGUGGCAGGUGACUUUGUGCCUCCUCCAGCUGCACCAUUUGUCCAGGCACUUGGUUAUCCUUCCCCAGCACCACUACCUUUUUUACAACCAUCUCCUAAUCCAUUUACACAGACUCUGCCAGGAGCCCUUUCGGUGUCUCUAGUCAGACCCCCAAGAGGCUCUUUCACCCCCUCUUUAGGUCACGCUUACAGCUCUAGCUUCAUAACACCUCAUUCUACCUUCUACCCACCACAAAGACCUCAACCACACAUUUCUACACUAUCCAUGCCAAACUUGUUCAGCCAGGCUCCUGCUGUGCCACCAGCCAGCUCCCUGUUGCUGCAGAGCCACGGCCCUUCUCCAGCAGGCUCUCUGCAGCCAGCAGGUUUAAGUGGUCCUUCUAAAACCAGAACACUGCAGGUGGGCCAGUCCAGCUUAAAGGUAGAUCCCAAGAAAGCACUAGCUUUCCUGUCUAAUGAACCCCCUUUGAUCCCUUCCAGGCCAGCUAAGGGCUUAGAGUCAGUGUUACUGUCCUCAAAAUCUGAGGAGACAAAAGAUCCAUUUGAAGAUUUGUUAAAAAAGACAAAGCAAGAUGUGUCAUCCACACCAGGUAAGGUUGAGCAGCUCAGAAAGCGAUGGGAAACCUUUGAGUAACACUCAAUGGCCUUUUAAUGUCCCUUUGGAAUUGACAGAGGGGUUUUUUUUUGUUUUUUUUGAGCCAGCAUAAAACCAAGCAUUUCUUUUCUGGAAGGCUGAGCCAGGAUGGCUGCUGGACCAUCACUGUUCUGCAGUUGUCACACGAGUGCUUUUUACCCUGAGUUCAGGUUCCCCCAUUGUCCUGGUCCCUGCAGCUGCUUCCUCACUCUCCACCACUGAAACCCCCGAGAAGGUGAUUGGGUUUGGGUUGGUUUUCCACAGGAAGCUUUUCAGACAGCACUGCUCAUGCAGGAGUUCCUCCUUCCCUUCUGUUGUCAGUCCUCAGCACAGUGGGGAACGGGGAGCAUGGUCCCCAUGUUCCUGCCUUUUUUGUCACACCCCUACAGCUGUAAGGAUUUGGUUCACAUGGGAAGUGUAGUUGCGAAACCCAGCCUUGGAGGCUGUGCUGAAUUGAUCCGUUAGGCUCUGAGUUUGUCCUGUCUGGAAACACAUUCAUUCAUUUAGGUUAUACCUUUGGAUGAGCUUUUGUUGCUGAUUUUUCAUUUCCCUCCCCCAGGACGUUGACACUGAGAGGUCAGAGGGGCCUCUCUGGUGCAGAAUUGUCAUCAUUGCUUGCUGCAACAAAAACUUAGCACGGGGCAGCUGCCCAGGGUUUGGUCCUGCAUCUCUUUUGGGAAACUGGAAACACCAGCAAUUUAUUUUCUUCUUUGGGUUUUUGUUGAUUUGUUCUUUGUUUAAUACAACAGAAAAUAGAGGUCAUAAAGUGUAUCCUAGUUCUUCUAUAAUGUGUAUGUUAAUAUUAUAUAUAUAGUAUAGAUGGCAGUAUAUGAAUGGGAUGUAACAAUAUCUUUAUUAUUAUUUUAAAAAAAUAAAAGCAAUUGGAUGUUUCUCAGACACUUCUCUGUGGCAAUAGUAUCCCAGGAAAUUUCAUCUUAAUCUCAGCAUCCCUUAUAAAACCUGCUGUCAUUGCAGUGAUCUCUUUUCUGAUUGACUUAAGUGGUGCUUUUUUGUUCUGUAUUUGGCCACAAUCUGAUGUAAACCAUGUCACUCUAGAACAGGUAAUCACCUCACCAUUAGGCCUUUGAAAAAGGAAAUAAUUUUGGACAGAUGGGGAAAUUCUUGCAAAGCUUUAUCUGAUUUCCAGUGUAUCUAUUUUAUUCAUAUAACCUUGGAAGUUUUCUUACUCUGAUGUAUGGGAAUGGCUGUCUGUGCGUUUGAGUCUGUGCAAUACAAAAGAAAAAUAGUCUUAAUAUCUGAAAUGCCAGCAGUUUGGGAAAGGACAUCAUGUAUUUCUGUAAAGUACUGUUACCCUGACAAGCCAUUCAGUUGGACUUGUAUUUUCUUUUUGUGUUGGAAGACAGAUGGUUUUAGUAUUGCAUAGUAAAAUAUUUAAAGUCUA
Apus apus (common swift) is the source of this 4852-nucleotide messenger RNA. RefSeq names its product DENN domain containing 1A (gene DENND1A). NCBI's taxonomy places the organism in Eukaryota, Metazoa, Chordata, Aves, Apodiformes, Apodidae. The transcript has 24 exons. Gene Ontology annotation, cellular component: cytosol; clathrin-coated vesicle. Bases 118 to 3450 code for a protein of 1110 amino acids. Gene Ontology annotation, biological process: endocytic recycling; endocytosis. The record is from RefSeq and is a predicted model, not a curated record. Gene Ontology annotation, molecular function: guanyl-nucleotide exchange factor activity; phosphatidylinositol phosphate binding.